GAAAAAUCAAACCGGCGCGCUUUGUUUGGAAAACUUUAUUCACCGAAACACAAGUAAUUCUAUUCGUUAUGGCACCGGAACACAAAUCAAAUGCGUUCAUUUCACUGUACCUCGACACGGCGUACGAUUUGGAGAAGGAAAUCGAAAAUGCUACGAAGCUGCAAUGCAACUCUGUUACCGUUCCCAUUGUGCACCUGAACUUUGACCGAGAGUUUGUGCGAGAACCGUUGCGGACCAAACAUGGCCAAUUCACGCGGUCCGAUCUGCUGCUAUCCUCGUCUGAGUGGGUCAACAAAGUGAUCUGUCGCAUCGGUGAGAACGUCGAUUUGGACUCGCCGAUCGAUCACAUCCGGCAGCAGGCCGAGCGGACAGUGCUGCAGGAAAUAUCGUUCGCCGAACACCUGGUACAGAAUGGGUACCUCUACACGAGGCUUCGGGGAACGAAUUGUGCGAACCUUGCCCGCACGAUCGCCUGCGGGAUGACCAGAGGGUGGCUGCUGGUGGAGGUGCCUAUUACCAACCCGAAAUCCGCCCAAAACGGCUGGCGAAGGGACAUCACGGACGACGAUGUGCAGCCGGUAGAAGAUCCGUGGCACUGGUGGAACGCUUUUCGCACGUACGCUGACUUCAACCAGCAAGUGAAGGUAGCGCUGGAGUUGACCGUAGACGUUCCGACAAAGGACGAAAUCUACCGCUGGCAAGGUGAACCGAUCAAUGGCAUCGUACUGCCGGCAAACAUUUUCCUCACGAACGCCAACAACUACCCGGUACUCUCGAAGGCGCACCAGUCGAUCUUGGUAAUGCUUUACCGUAUCUUUCAGUGCAACAUUAUUCUGAAAGCUAACCCGGCCGAUGGACAUCUCGUACACUAUGUGGACUACAUCAGGCACAUCAUAAAACAAAACGAUGUCCGAGAUCCGUUGGAAGGGUUUGACGAUUUACUGGAGAUUCCCCUUCAACCUUUGUACGAUAAUUUGGAUAGUUUCACCUACGAAAUCUUCGAAAAGGAUCCGGUAAAGUACAUUUUCUACCAGAACGCCAUCGAACAGGCCCUGACCGAUCGGGUACCGGAAGAGGAGAAGGACACGCGAACGACGAUCAUCAUGGUAGUCGGCGGUGGACGUGGGCCACUCGUUCGGGCGGCUCUGAACGCCUCGGUUAAAGCAAACCGACGCGUAAAAGUCUACGUGAUAGAGAAGAACCCGAACGCCAUCGUAACGCUGACGGCUCACAUCAACGAGCUCUGGAAGGACCGUAAUGUGGAGCUUAUCUCGAAGGAUAUGCGAGAAUUCAAUCCGCCGGAGAAGGCCGACAUUCUCGUCUCGGAACUGCUCGGCUCGUUUGGUGACAAUGAGCUUUCACCGGAGUGUCUCGACGGGGCGCAAAAGCACCUAAAGGACAACGGUAUCAGUAUACCGUGUAAAUCAACCUCGUACAUCAAUCCGUGCUUCGCCUCGAAGGUUUACAACCAGGUGCGAACGCUCGAGCGCAACCCGCACUCGAAAGAUAGAACUGUUACAUCGCGCACCAUGGAGCAGACCUACGUGGCCUACCAGAAAAACGUGUACCACAUCGACAAUCCACAGCCGGUGUUCGAAUUUGUCCACCCGAACCGUGAUCCCGAUAUGAUCGAUAACAGCCGCUACCGUACCAUACACUUCAAGGCGUCGCUCGAUUGCGUGCUGAGCGGGUUCACCGGUUACUUCGAUACGGUGCUGUACAAAGACAUCAUGCUGAGCAUUCAUCCGUUUACGCACACGAAGGGACUGGCGUCAUGGUUUUCCAUGUUUAUCCCACUGACGGAGCCGGUGCAGGUGCGGGCGGGCGACGAGAUUGUGGUCAACUUUUGGCGCUGCGUCUCAUCGCACAAGGUUUGGUACGAGUGGAGCCUGAGUGCACCGGUCAAAACUCAUGUUCACAAUUUUAAUGGCAGAGGACACCCGAUCUGGCAGUAGAUAAGAAUCUUGCUUCAAUUACGUAACGGAACGGGUUUUGUUGGUGCUUCAAAGAAGUGACCAUUAUUCAUCUAUGAUUGUAAUAAAUAAUAACUUCAAUACUUAUCUCAACAAAUUGCAAUGGCUGUCAAAUAAGU
Anopheles coustani is the source of this 2092-nucleotide messenger RNA. It is a transcript of the gene csul, whose product is annotated as protein arginine N-methyltransferase 5. The transcript has a single exon. The coding region runs from base 69 to 1955 and encodes 628 amino acids. The record is from RefSeq and is a predicted model, not a curated record. Gene Ontology annotation, biological process: regulation of DNA-templated transcription; peptidyl-arginine N-methylation. Lineage: Eukaryota; Metazoa; Arthropoda; Insecta; Diptera; Culicidae. Gene Ontology annotation, cellular component: nucleus; cytosol.